Porites evermanni is the source of this 543-nucleotide messenger RNA. NCBI's taxonomy places the organism in Eukaryota, Metazoa, Cnidaria, Anthozoa, Scleractinia, Poritidae. The record is from the annotation of a GenBank genome assembly.
AUGCUGGACAAAAUCAACGAUCAGUUAUCCACAAUUAAGCACGAUAUUACCAAUAUAAAAAGCAAUGUAACUGAACUUGAAAGAGGCUUAAACGCAGUCAACGACGACGUUGCUGAAAUGAAAGAAAGUAUGAAGCGGAAGGCACAUUUAAAGCAGCUAGAAGACCUAGAAAGAGAAGCUGAAGAUCUUUGCAGCAGGUCCCGAAGAAAUAACUUGGUGUUUUAUAACAUUCCGGAAAAGUCAGAAGGCGAUAAUUGUGUGGCUUUCAUACAAGGCUUCAUAGCCUCGCACAUGGGCUUGGAAACAUUGUUUGGAUACGUCGAAAUUGAGCGUGCUCAUCGUACUCCGACGCAAUUAAACAAAAACAGAAAGAGUCCAAGACCGAUCCACGUAGCCUUUCUAAAAUACACGGAUAAGACGAAGAUUCUGGCGAAUGCUGCGGUUAGACUUAAAGAUAAUCCGUUCGAGCUGACUUGGCAAAAGACACCCAAGAACGCCGAAAAGCGCUCAUUCCUUCCAAGAAACAUCUUCAAAAGAAGCUAG